UUCAUCAAUCUGAAAAACCCUAGUCCUCUCUUCCUCGCUAAUUCGCUUAUAAAGCAAAUCCCUCGGUAUUUUCAGACGUUUUCACAGCCUCUCUUCCGCUCCGUGUCGAACCUCGCCUUCCACAAUGGCUUCGGAGAAGAAGCUCUCAAAUCCUAUGCGCGAGAUAAAGGUUCAGAAGCUCGUACUCAACAUCUCCGUUGGCGAAAGCGGUGAUCGUCUCACCCGUGCCGCCAAGGUGCUUGAGCAACUUAGCGGUCAGACCCCAGUCUUCUCUAAGGCUAGGUAUACCGUUAGAUCUUUUGGAAUCAGGCGUAAUGAAAAGAUUGCUUGUUAUGUGACUGUGAGAGGAGACAAGGCUAUGCAGUUGCUUGAGAGCGGGCUGAAGGUGAAGGAAUACGAGCUUUUAAGAAGGAACUUCAGUGACACUGGUUGUUUUGGAUUUGGUAUCCAGGAGCACAUUGAUCUGGGCAUCAAGUAUGAUCCAUCAACUGGUAUUUAUGGUAUGGAUUUCUUUGUUGUCCUUGAGCGCCCAGGUUACCGUGUUGGUCGUCGCCGAAGAUGCAAGUCACGGGUUGGAAUUCAGCAUAGGGUGACAAAAGAGGAUGCCAUGAAGUGGUUUCAGGUGAAAUAUGAAGGUGUCAUCCUUAACAAGUCCCAAAAUAUUGGAGCUUAGAAGUGUUUGGUUAAAUUAAUGUUUUGCAAGUAAUGUUUUGGCAGGAUAAAUUUAUGCUUUUUGGAGUUGUAACUUUUGUUGAGAAGAAUUUUGAAUUGGUAGUAUCUGGAAUACUAAUUCUGUUUCACUGUUUUA
Molecule: messenger RNA, 808 nt
Organism: Manihot esculenta (cassava)
Lineage: Eukaryota; Viridiplantae; Streptophyta; Magnoliopsida; Malpighiales; Euphorbiaceae
Product: 60S ribosomal protein L11
Exons: 5
Coding region: 125-673 (182 amino acids)
Biological process (GO): translation
Cellular component (GO): ribosome; cytosolic large ribosomal subunit
Molecular function (GO): structural constituent of ribosome; RNA binding
Source: RefSeq, a predicted model, not a curated record